AUGGCUGACCAAAGUGACAUGAUAGCACGACUCGAAAGCCGCCUCAAGAUCCUCGAGGACAGGCAGCAGCUCCAAACACUUCUCAAUCGAUACUGUACAAUUGCCGACGCCAAAGACUGGAAGGGCUACGCCGAUACAUACAUUGACGAUGGUGCCAUCAUGACCUUCGAGUCCUGGGGCGACGUCGUCGGCAAGGAAAACAUUGCCAAAACAGCCAGCGCCGAACAGGUCUUCGACGGACUGCAGCACACCAUGACCAAUAUGGAGUUUGCGGUGGAUGGUUCAGACCGGGCAACGGGGACCGCAUAUCUCUGGUUCUGUGCGACUCCCGACACAUCAAAGCCGGAAAUCCACUACGCCUUUGGCGGGCCUUAUCGAUUCGAGUUCCAACGGACGGCAAAGGGGUGGAGGAUUUCACACAUGUGGUUGAAGAAGAUCUGGGCCCAGGGCAAAGAUACGAAAGGAGUCUUUGGUGCGACAUAA
Molecule: messenger RNA, 483 nt
Organism: Fonsecaea nubica
Lineage: Eukaryota; Fungi; Ascomycota; Eurotiomycetes; Chaetothyriales; Herpotrichiellaceae
Exons: 1
Coding region: 1-483 (160 amino acids)
Source: RefSeq, a predicted model, not a curated record